AUGAGGGCAAGAGAGCGAGAGCUGCCCAAUGGUUCCCCGGCCCGUGGAAACCGCAGCCCUCCUCCGCCCUGUUUCCUUAUCUGCUCUAAAGCCUUCCCGCUCCGAAGUGGGAUCCAGCGCCGGGCUUUGCGCCUCCGGCCGGCGUCCCCCGUUUCCUGGCUCCCUUCCCAGCCGGCUCGGCUCCAGACGCCGGUGACGCUGUGGGAAGAGUCCGGCGACGGGGUGAUUUACACUGUGAGCUGCCGGUCGCCGGGGGGAGCCCGCAGCCCCAUUGGGGGCUCCGACGGCGGGGGCGAGGAGGCGUCGCCGUCGGAGCCCCCCUCUCUGGGCCAGUGCCGGGUGCUGAAGGCCGCCGCUCUGCCCGCCCUGGUGCGGCACCUCCUGGAGGCCCCGAUGCUGGGCGAUCCCUGCUACGUGCCCGCCUUCCUGGCCACCUACCGGACCUUCGCCGCCCCCCGCCUGGUCCUGGUGCAGCUGCUGGAAAGGCUCCAGGAGCUUGAGAAUUCCGGGCCGGAGGUUGCUCCAGAAAGGACGGAGCUGCAGCGGGUGCUGGGGUCGCUGCUGUGCUCCUGGCUGGAUGGGUACCCGGAGGACUUUGCGGGCCUGGAGCCCGGCCUGCGGGAGCAGAUCCUGGCCCGCCUGCGCUGGGCCCUCGGGAGCGGAUCCGAGCAUGAGAGGAGCCUGACGCCGGCCCCGACGGAAGGAGCCCCGGUGCCACGGGAGGAGCCGGAGGGAGACGAGGCCGUUGCGGAGGACCCAGAUGCCGACCCCCAUUACAUCCUUGGCCUGCAGGCAGACGAAGUGGCGGCCCACCUCACCGCGCAGGAUGCCGAGCUCUUCCUCCGCCUGGUGCCCCACGAGUGCCUGGGCUCCUUCUGGUCUCAGCGCGACAAGAAGGGCCACGAGGGGGCCUGCCCCACCGUCCGGGCCACGGUGGCCCAGUUCAACCGGGUGGCCAACGCCGUCGUGGCCUCCUGCCUGAGCGACACGGGGCUGCGCGCCGCGCAACGGGCCCGCCUCCUGGAGAAGUGGAUCCGCGUGGCCGAGGAGUGCUUCUUCCUCCGGAACUUCUCCAGCCUCUACGCCGUGGUCUCGGCCCUCCAGUCCACGUCGUUGCAUCGGCUCAAGCGGACCUGGGAAGAGACGUCCAGGGACUGCAUCCACUGCUAUGAGGGACUCAGCGCCAUCUGCUCAGAGAAGGACAACUACCGCCAGAGCCGUCAGCUCCUCUUUCAGGAAGGCUGCCCCGGUGCCGAGCCCACCCAGCGGAGGCAUCAGCGGAAAACACUGGAGCAGCGCCCCACGGGCGUGGUCCCCUACCUGGGCACUUUCCUCAAGGACUUGGUCAUGCUGGACGCGGCCACACGGAACCGGCUGGCGAACGGAUACAUCAAUUUUGAGAAGCACCGCAAGGAGUUCGAAAUCUUGACGCAGCUGCGCCUCCUGCAGGCCGCCUGCCGCAACUACACCCUGAGGCCUGACCGCACCUUCCAGGGAUGGUUGCAGCGCCUCCCCCGCCUCACUGAGGGCAAAAGCUACCAGCUUUCCUGUGCUAUCGAGCCCCUCGGGGAGGGAGGGACCCCCACCAGACCCGUGAAGCCUUCCGUGGUCAUCACCCACUGCACAGACAUGCUCAGCUCCAUCGGGAUCGGCGCGCCCAUGUCCUGGGACAAGCCCGGCUCCCCCCAGGCGCCCCCCGACCUGCUGGUCUCUUCUGCUCCUUCCCUGGCCCAGCAAACAAAGUGGCCCUCGGUCUCCGUGCUCGACAGAGCCACAGAGGACGACCUGCCCUCUUCGCCUGGGGGCUUGGCCCCACCACCACCCGCCACUGGGGGCGGCUUUGCCCGCGGGCACCGGCGCUCGGCGUCCUGCGGGUCGGCCUACCCCAAACCCCCCACGCCCGGGAGCCCCGCUGCCUCAGAGUGCCGCUUCAUCCGCGUGCGCAUGGAGCUGCAGAAUGGCACUCUCUACAAGUUCUACGGAGGCUGGACGACCAUCGUUCAAGUGACGAGUCAGGACAAGGCGCCCACCGUGAUCGCGAAGGUGCUGGAGAAGCACAACCAGGAUCGGGGCCUGGCCCCCAACUAUGAGCUGGUGCAGCUCCUGGGCGAAGGCCGAGAAUUGGCCUUCCCGCCCACGGCCAACAUCUUCUAUGCCAUGAACAGUUCAAGCCUGGACUUCAUCCUCCGCCGCAAGCACCCGCCAGACCCAACGUCCCCACCGCUGCCUCCUCCCCGGACCCCGGCGCCACGGGCCACGGACGUCCACGCCACUUUCCCGAAGAUCAAAGCCACCGGGCGCAAGAUUGCCAGGGCCUUCUUCUGAGGCAGAGACUGGCACGACCCGAAUAGCCUCUGUGCCUGGCGGCAGCCCUGCAACCAUGAGCAUGCCGUCAUCCGGCGACUGGAGCGGGGCCUCGCGGGCGACCGCCUUUGCUUUGCUGGCUUCCGCGGGGACCCAGUUUUGCGUGCCCUUUGCUGCAGCUGUUGCACCCGUGGAUGAACACGGGGUUUCCCGGAGGCUUUAUGGAACUCAGCAUGCGAGGCUAGAAGAGCUAAGGAAGGAAACUUGGGGGGGGGGUUGUGGGGGUGUAGGCCCUCGAGGGAGGACCCCUGCCCUUCCUCAAAAGCCUCUCCAAGCCAGGGCUUUGUUACACCGCUGGGGUGUUUCUCUCCUCCUCUUCCACCGAGGGCCUGGCUUCUGCCUCCCGCACUGGGUCCGGGCAAAGACGGGCCCACCUCACUUCCUGCCCAGACAGGAAGUGGACUUGGCAGUCGCCCGUUCCUGGGGGGGGGCAGGGAGGAGCCCCCCUCACGUGUGCCAAGGCUGUGGUGGGGAGGUUCUUCCACUAUAACGCUUGCACACUGCCAAGGGUUGGGUCUGAGGGAAGCCAUUUCUCAGGGAGUCUCAGCCGGGGGUGCUGAGAUGCAAACUUUCUCUUUCCAACCUCACCCGCCCCACGUGCAUAGGGGGAGCGUGGGUGCCCUCUUCCUGGCUGCCGCUGGAAUACCCCUGUGCUUGGCGCCACUCUGGACUCUUUAACACUAAUGCAACGAAGACACUAAGGCAGGAGGGGAGGGACGGCGCUUGGCCCUUCACCAGCCAGCUUCCGCUAGGGGGAGCAAGAGGAGAGCCACGGAGCCCACCCCCCCUCAGGACAGACGGGCUUCUUGCCCCCGGCCGGUGACCCACCCAUCUCAGAGGACCGGGACACAAGGAAGGGACCGGUGGCCCUCUGCGUUUGCAAAGACAGGGGUCGUGUGGUGUAAAUCCUUUAAUAAAUCUUGCCUUUUCUACAGAAGCGUCUGGUUCUGCUCAGCCUCUCUGAGAGCACACCGCCGUGUACCUGACCCUGGCAGACUGGGGUUAGCGGUUCACAGUCCUAAAGUGUGGGUCUCUUUCC
Molecule: messenger RNA, 3403 nt
Organism: Gekko japonicus
Lineage: Eukaryota; Metazoa; Chordata; Lepidosauria; Squamata; Gekkonidae
Gene: RGL2
Product: ral guanine nucleotide dissociation stimulator-like 2
Exons: 18
Coding region: 1-2325 (774 amino acids)
Biological process (GO): positive regulation of GTPase activity; Ras protein signal transduction
Cellular component (GO): plasma membrane
Molecular function (GO): guanyl-nucleotide exchange factor activity
Source: RefSeq, a predicted model, not a curated record